ACUUCAGUUCACUGCGCCAGUGCAGCAGCUCUCAAGUUUUCGACUUUUUUCUUCACACAAAAGAAUUUUUUUGUUUUACUUCUCCGAUAUCCAUUCUAUUCGUGUAUUGAAUGAAAUUUUCACUUCAAUUAUGUUUUAUUUUUGAAUCAUGUAUAAUGUCAAAUAAAUGAAAAUUAUUCCACCAGAUGUCCUGGUAAUCGAAAAAUCGACACGUAUUCACAUAUCGAAAGUGAUCACAAUAAUUCUACCUCGAGUAUAUAAUCUUUGACUCUACCAUACAAAAUGUUCACGCCGAGUGAGUGUAACAGUCGAUUUAUAGAAAUAUUAAGUUUGUAGCGAUAGCGAUUCGUGACUAAGUGUUGGGGUUUUUUUUCAUAUCAAGACACAACCCCUGCAAAAUUUGAAGUGUGUUAUCAAACACCCAAACACAGAACACAUUCCACAUCCAAAGUUGUCAAUCUGUUAAAUUCUAAACUAUACGCAAAUAUAUACAUGGCGGAAUCAGCGGUGUCACCGGGAAUAUUAACCCAUAUAUUUCUGGAAAUAAUACACAGUCCACUGAAUAUUGUCCUCGUAGCUUUAAUUGUGUUUUUAGUGUAUAAAAUAUUUAAAAGUCGCAAUAGUAGUGCUCCCAUUACGUCAGCGGCCUCAUCAUUACCCAAACUUAAGAAAAGGGACUUUACCGUAGAAGAGUUAAAAAAAUACGAUGGUAAUCAAGAGGACGGCAGAGUUUUGGUUGCUGUAAAUGGAAAUGUCUACGACGUUACGAAAGGGAAACGAUUUUAUGGUCCAGGUGGUCCGUAUGCAGCAUUCGGAGGUAAAGAUGCUUCUAGAGGUCUGGCAACUUUUAAUGUCGCAGCUGCUGGUGAAGGAUAUGACGAUUUGAGUGAUUUAAGCACUAUGGAAAUGGAUUCGAUUAGAGAAUGGGAGUCACAAUUCAAAGAAAAAUAUGACUUCGUUGGGAGGUUGCUGAAACCGGGAGAACAACCAACAAACUAUUCCGAUGAGGAGGACGAAUCGACAAGUACAGGAGAUAAAGUUGAAAAGGGAGAAAAAGAGGAGAAGCCAGAAAAAGAGAAAAAAGUAGAAUAAAAUACUCUACCAAUUUUCUCUGUGAAAGGCUGACAUGGUUCAAAGACUAUUUAUAUGUGUAAAAUUAUAAAAUAAUUCAAGAAAACAAAAAACUAAAAUAUAAUUUUAUUUUUCUUUGUAUAGCGCUAAUAAUUGAUUAAAUAUCUUUAUCUACAUACAAUUAAAAUUUCUGUUUUGCUGAAAACUCUAGUUUAUAAUAGUAUAUAUUACAAUCUCUUUGAUACGGAUAAGUGUGAUAAAUGCCAUGGAAAUACGAGGCGCGUCCAAUAUAUUUUACUAUAGUUUCCCAUUUUCCUUAAACAAACGGUCAACUUUAUGUUCAAGAAAUAUUCUCGAAAUAAAACUCAAAAGUAAACGCGCCUCGUUAUUCCCUGAAAUUUUAUUUCAUAUUGGUCGGCGAGUGUGACUUUGAUCUAUCCGAAUGGUUGUUCCCAAUUGGAAGUAGAAUUGUCGCCAUGUAUACUUGCACUAAAUGGCAGCCACAACUGUGAACGAGUGUUUAUUCCACAGUUCUAAUCCUUGGAGUGCACGAGACCCCGGCAUGGCCACGGGAGCGCCAUCUAUUGACCAGUCAAGGCGUCGGCCAUGUUAUUGAUGAGAUAAGAUAUACCGCAUCAUUGCUAGUGAUUGUUUAAUAAGUAUGGCUGUAUUGAGGGGAUAUAGUGAGAAAUUGACUAAUCGGGAGUGUGCUUGUAACCCGUUUGACCCGCGGUAAGAAGAUAAGGACCAGUGACUGAAUUAGAUGUUUUCCGCAUGAAAUUUACGACCAAAGAAGCUAUGAUGAAUUAAAAGAGUUUAGAAGCUCACAAUUUCCUCCUCGUGUGGAGGUGCUGCCAGAGGAACGUUUCCUCUUGUUCGUCUGGAAUCAGGAUUUAACUUUUUUGUCAUAUUUUGUCUUUUGUCAUUUUAUUUGGGUCACUAUACAUUUCCAUUCGAUGAAACAAUACACAACUGAAUAACGUUUCUUUCUCUCCACUUGAUUUCAAUUUCUCGACUGAAAUGUAUGUCUUGAGUACCUAGUAGCAAAUUAAGAUUUUUUUCAGAUAUUUAGAGAUUAAACUAAUGAAUUCAGGGUCUCAUUUCGAUAUUCCCAGUCUUUUACGGAGUCUUCUUCAGUUUCAUUAUUCCCUGGUCGAAAAACCCAAAAAAUUUUCUAUUAUAUUGGUCCUUGUUUUCAUCAAUCUAGACUUUUGAAAAGACUAAAAAACUUCACGCGUCCCGCAACUCUUUUUGAGUCUGACAAUUAUCUGUCUUAUGAAUACAGUUCACUACUUGAGCAGUUAACCAUCUUUCAGUAAUUCCUUAAAAGAAUUGAUAGACGAUGGUAUGAUGUUAUAAUCACCCUGGUUUGUUUACGAAAAACGCAUCAACAUUAUGGCCGACGCCCAGUUCUCGUAUCUGACCGAUAGAUGGCGUUAGCGUCACAGGGGCAAAAAAUGCAAUCCGCAUAGCUGGUGACUGCCAAGAAUUAGAUCGAAACCGGUCGACGGAUUUUUUUCUGCUUGCAAUUGCGAGCUAUCACAGAUGUUUGUUACAGUUAAAACGCAUUUUUCGUUAGAACUCGUUUUUACUAGUUAAAACUAGUUUUUACUUAAUAAAUUUGUUAAAACUAGAAAUACCAAUGAUAUAUUUGAUUUUCAGAUAAAGUUAGUUGCCACACCGAGCUUUAGUUUGAACUAGAAUUACAAAAUUAAUUUGGGAUUGAAAACAAGAUUUAUCGAAAAGAUCUAAGACACUAAAAACCAUAAUAAUCUAACACUAAAGCAACAUUUUAGGGAACGUCAACUCAAAUUAGUUGCCAAGAUGACAAUAUUAAUUAUAACUAGGUAAAUAAAAUAAUAAAAAAAAUCAACAGAACAAAACCAUAAAAUUUCAAAAAGAACAUUGAUUUACACACAAUAAAAUCUAAUCAGUCAAACUUAUAAAACGGAUGAAGGAUUAAAGAUAACCACUUUUCUUGCAGAGACACGUUUUUGUCAUACAUCCUUUCUUGCACACGCAGCGCAUAAAUACUUUGGCUGUUUCUAUGGCUGCUUCCUUAGCAACAAUUCUCAAAGGUAAAUUUCUUUCAUAUUUCGUUCCUAUCUUGUGAAAACCCUGAUUAUCUUUUUCUGUUGUGUUGAAGAGACUGUAGCGUUUUGCACGUAAGGUUUCUCUUCCCAGUACAUCCUUCUCCGUGGGACAGAGCAACAUCCACUCAAAAACGAUAUUCCCAAGAAAUCCUUUAGCUCAGCUCAGAAAAAUAACUCGCAAGAUUUCCAGCGGAGUCAGCGGUGUGCUCGCAUGAGUUACAUUAUCACCCAAUUCUACUGGAACUUCCAUUGCAUCUUAUGUCAAUGUCAUUCUCUUGGCCUGUUUAGUUGUGCAGUUUCUUUGGAUGCAAUUAUUUGUCGAUUCACAUUGGUUGCAAUUUCGAGAUCUCUCAUGUGGUGGUAUUAUAAGAGGUUCUGCUAUAAACAAAGCAGGAAUUAACGAAGCAAGCGAACAACGUGCGGACGACCCUGUACUUGUGAAAUCAUAUUACGUCUCGCGACCAAUCGGAAUAAGGUACGAUGUCAUGAGACAUUUUUAACUGACUCGCUUUGGAGUAACGCGUUUUGUCUAGUAACAACUAGUUUUAACUGAUAUUCGAUUUGAACAUUAGUUAAUUCUAGUAUUAACAAAGGCGUACAUUCAAAACUAGUUCUAACUAGAAAUAACGUGUUCUAUCUAAAAACUAGUUUUAAUUGUAUCGGUCGGUAUCGACAAAAGAAGGGUCGAUCAGUGACACGUUCUUCAAAGGGGAUGUAAUACAAUAUUCGCCGCGGUAAUUAACCAGGAAAGUAGUUGAUUUUUCCUUCGGGGAAUGGGUCAGACUUUUGUGCCUGAGCUAAGCUGUUAACUUAUUACGAAAUUUAUUGUAUUUAUUUAUCACUUUUUUUAUUGAUGAAUUGUUUUUAAAUUCAAUAGAAAUAAAUCUGUAACCAUGUGUACAUCACUUAGGAAGACCUAAGGUUAUUGAAAUUUUUUACAAAUUUGAUUAAGUGAACGUUAUAAUUCCAAAAAUUUGCAUUUUCUUGUUGAUAUAGAAAAAUUUGGUUUAAAUGCGAGUUUAAUAUAGGGCUUGAAUAAACAGUAAUCGGGGACUUCUGUACAGGUUGGGUAUUAGUGUUUUUUGCGACAAUAUACUAUCUUAUAUGUAUAUUAUUAUCUUAAUAUAAAUUUUUAUGAAAAAAAAAAAAAAAUAAAUAAACUGUCUCGAUAGUUUAAA
Messenger RNA from Diorhabda sublineata, 4342 nucleotides. RefSeq names its product membrane-associated progesterone receptor component 2-like. The coding region runs from base 493 to 1092 and encodes 199 amino acids. Lineage: Eukaryota; Metazoa; Arthropoda; Insecta; Coleoptera; Chrysomelidae. The transcript is spliced from 3 exons. The record is from RefSeq and is a predicted model, not a curated record. Gene Ontology annotation, cellular component: endomembrane system; membrane.